Oncorhynchus keta (chum salmon) is the source of this 4295-nucleotide messenger RNA. Its product is annotated as mitotic checkpoint serine/threonine-protein kinase BUB1-like. Gene Ontology annotation, biological process: protein phosphorylation; mitotic spindle assembly checkpoint signaling; meiotic sister chromatid cohesion, centromeric. The record is from RefSeq and is a predicted model, not a curated record. Gene Ontology annotation, molecular function: ATP binding; protein kinase activity. NCBI's taxonomy places the organism in Eukaryota, Metazoa, Chordata, Actinopteri, Salmoniformes, Salmonidae.
UACUGAUGACGUACCAGCUAAACACGCAAUUUGAAAUGUACCAGCUAAUCUAACUAGCCAGCUGUGAAUGAAUCUAGCGGAGCCAUUUUUUAAAAUUAAUUUAGCCAAUUAAUUAAUUUAACUUGCUUGUAAAUUGCUCGUAUUUGUAUUGUUAUCAAAUUUGUUGUUCAGUACACCAUGGAUGUUGGUUCACAUUUACAGAGUUUUGAGCAAAGCUUAAACAACUAUACCGGAGACGACCCACUCGAUCUAUGGGACAGGUUUAUAAAAUAUCUAGAGAAGAGACUACCUGCUGAAGACUCCAUAGCGAUGUCUCUUGUGCUAGAUCGUCUAGUACAAAUAUUUCUCCAAGAAGAGCGUUAUACCAAUGACAUCCGAUACGUAAACUGCUGCAUUAAAUGUGCAAGUUAUUACAAUGAGCCCAUCAGACUAUACAGCCACAUAUACAGUAAGGGCAUUGGCACCAGAGAUGCAGUCCUCUAUGUGGUGUGGGCUCAACAGUUUGAGCAGCAGGCUGACGCCGUGUACCAGAGAGCCAUUGAAAACCAAGCUAAGCCAACUGACACUGUCCUUCAGCAAUACAGAAUGUUCCAAACCAGGACUUCUGGAAGUGUGGCAGGGGCUUCAGCUGUACGGAAUCCUCUUCAGAAUUCCAACUUGGUAAAUCAGCUGCAUACCCACAGAGUGCCCAGCCCACAGUGCAAGGACCCUGAACGUCUGUUCCAACUCCCUACAGACAGAACUGUUCGCAUAAUCUCCCAGUCUGAAAAUGUGGUGGUAAAUAAACCCAAUCAAGGCCCGGUUGUGAGCCUGCAGACAGUGUCGAUGUACCGUACGGAAGACCUCGUCUGCGAUGGGUCUGAACUAUGCUUCGAGGAGGUCAGAGCCAGACAAUACUUUGUGAGAUGCAAGCAAGAGAAGAAACGGAGAGAGUUUGAGGAACGUCAGAGUUUGGUAAGAGAGCAGGAGGAGGAGGUAAUGAGGAUGAACCGGCUGUUGGAGGAGCUGGAGAGUAAUCUCUGUGUGAGCUCUACAGGCCAGGGAAGCACUGCCAGUGUUCUACCAAUGCAGCAGACACUCUGCACACCUGCAACAGACCUGAAUCCUGAGUUCCUCCAACAUUCCUUAAGGCAACCUCUACUCUCGAGCAACCUCGGCAUCAAACUCACUCUAGGCUUUAGACUGAACAGUGGACAGGACCCCAGACAAGGCAUGGUUAGGGAAUCUGAGACACACCUUCAGUGUGACAAUCUCAGGGCUCCCAUUACAGACACUCUGCGCUCACAGAGAUCCGUUUCCUCAUCUGGACAGUUGGAGGAGGUAAACACCUCCCAUAGACGCUCCCUCCACAUGCCAGAAGCAGCAAUGGGUCACUUGUGUGAAUGUACAAAAGCUCCAAAACCAUUUGCAGUCGCUUCCCAGGCAUAUUCUCUACAACCUUCUCUAGUUCAGCCCCAACCAGAACAAAACCCUAAGCCAUUUGGGUCGGCCCCACAGAAGCCAGCAGCCUACAGAUCUGACGUGCAGCUUGGUGGAGUUCCAAAUCAGGGUGGUCACUCUCACCUUAGCAGCAUUUUCCAGCAGCACAACGGCAGCAAUCAUCAUGAGGUGUCUGUCAGUGAAACUCCUGAGUCGGAGGUGAAAUUAGAUGUGUCACAGGGAGGGUCUGGAAACGUGUCCCAUAUCACUCCUAACACUUCUCUGGGACUGGUGCAAGCCACCCCGUCCAGGGUGCUCCCAUCCCCCACAGUCAACACACGAGAGGCACUUGAUGCUAUCAUGGACAUGUUCCAGGCUCCAACCCUCCUGCAGGAGGACCAGUUCCGCAGCAUGCCAAUGCAUCCACAUCAGGCAGAGAACAGCUUUGAUGCUGGCUACCAGAGAACGGGCGACGCUUCAUUCAGCAAGCCCCGCAAUGCAGUCCCUUUCGCCAUCUUUCAGGAUGAGAAUGACAUAAAGGAGAAAUGCAGUGUUGCUAUGGUGGACAAUGCAAAGCCACCAAGGGCCCUAGCAGAAAUCCCUGUAUCUAAACCAGAGAAACGAAAUGAAUCUCCUUUGGAAUUGAUACCAGAUGAGAGCACUAUGUGGGAAGCACGCUACAACUCCCUGGCCGCCUGCCCCAACAGCACCAGAGACUUUUCACUGUCGGCUCACCUGAUCUCCACGCCCUUCCAAAACAAAGCUCCUUACUCCUGGGACUUUGAUCAGGAUCAAGAAAAUGAUCAACCCAGAGGCUUUGGGGGUCUGGAAGAAGUCCCUUUCCUACGACAACCCACAAAACUCAGCCCUAUCAUAGAGCAGAGCCCACCUGAUGGGUUACCUGAGACUGGCACGGAGUGCUGUAUGAGAGCUCAGGGCUUUGUUGAGCAGGGCACCAUCGUGGGAGAAGGGCUGGCCCAGCGAAGCCUGGCUACCUGCUCCAUGACUGAAGUGCAGCAUCAUGCCCCGGCCGCACUGUCCUUCAGAGACCAGACUGCCCCCCUGACCCAUGCUGAGGUGGCAGUGGCCAAAAGCCCUCCUUCCAAGGCCUCAAAGCCAGACUGGGAUGUAUAUGUGAGCCCAGAGCAGUCCUCAAAGCCAGCUUUUCCUCUCCCACAGCGUGCACCUGUGGCAGAAGCAUUCAUUUCAAAGAGCCAGAUCUAUGCCUUCAAAUCCAACUUUGAUGUUCCAACUUGUCCAGAGAAAGCCCCAACGGCUGCCUUCGAUAUCCCCAUGAGUCCGGAGUGUGCACCCAAUUGGCUCGGAUGUGACCAUGAGUCCAUUCCAGUCGUCAUCAAAAAGUUCAGAAUGGAUAUUCCUAUGAGCCCAACUCCAGAGGUGAGGUUUGGCUUGGAUAUUCUUAUGAGCCCAAACCAAGGUUCAAAGGUGAACAUGGAUGUUCCCAUGAGUCCAGCAGCUCAAGGGGCAGCAGCUGUAGAGCUGGUCUCCGACCCCUGGGAUGAGGAGUUGAUUUCCUCCCUGCUCUCCAAGCUGUCCACACCACUCACCUCACAGCCUAACUUCACCACCUGGCAGUGCAAAGUCCCCAGCAUUGCACCCAAGAUGACCAUCAAGAUCGGUGAAGGCUCCUUACGGGUUGACUGUGUACUCGGACAGGGUGCCUUUGCCACAGUCUACCAGGCAACUGACACCUCGGAGAAGAUGAUUUUGAAGGUGCAGAAACCUGCCAAUCCGUGGGAGUUUUACAUCAACUCUCAGCUGAAUGUCCGGCUGCAGCCCAGCAUGCGCCACCUCUUUAAUAACAUCCACUCUGCCCACCUCUUCCAGAACGAUAGUGUGCUAUUGGGCAAGCUCUACAACUGUGGCACCCUAUUGAAUGCUGUAAACCUGUACAAGAACCUUAGUGACAAGGUGAUUCCCCAGCCUCUGGUGAUCUACUUUACUGUCUGCAUCCUGCACAUGGUGGAACAGCUGCACAAUAUCCACAUUGUUCACGCUGACAUCAAACCAGACAACUUCCUGCUGGGAGAGAGGUUCCUGGAGAAAAAGUAUUUUGACCAAGAAUAUCUGGAUCAUGGCCUCUCCCUAAUUGACCUGGGUCAGAGCAUUGACAUGACUCUGUUCCCAGAGGGCACAGCUUUCAACGCCAAGUGUAUGACCUCUGGCUUCCAGUGUACAGAGAUGCAGAGUGGGAGACCAUGGAACUACCAGACGGACUACUUUGGUAUAGCUGGAACGGUGUACUGCAUGAUUUUUGGAACAUACAUGCAAGUGACACAGGAGGGUGGCGUGUGGAAGACAAAUGCAGUAUUUAGAAGAAAUCCCCACAGUGAUCUGUGGACAGAGUUCUUCCACACUCUGCUGAAUGUACCUGACUGCAGCUCCCUGCCCUGCCUGCGGAGCCUGCGCAGUAGACUGAGCACUGUGCUCCAACAGAACUACAGCAACAAGCUGCCGUCACUGAAGACCCGCCUGGUUAUCCAGCUGUUAGAGAGCAGGACGACACGGAGAUAGAACUCCCUGAGAACCUUUCUACUCCUGGGUCCUGUUCAGUAGGUAUACAAUUAAAGAAAGCGAUCUGAAACUGAGUGGAACUUGGGAGAUACUAUCUGGACUUUAUGAACAACCCUAAUGAACACGACCCUGGAUGGAUACUACUGCGAUGUUGAAUUUCUAGUCCAUUUGUAAAUACAAAAGAUUUACCUUAAAUUGGGUCCGGUCACUGUGAUAACCGUUUAUGCAUUUUAAUGUUUUUUAUUGAUAACCAUUUGUCCAUUUAAAUAACAGAAAUUGUGAGGUUGGUGAUGUUAUGGUGUAUUUAAAUUUGUAAAGAAUAAAUAAACAUUUUAACAUUU